Molecule: messenger RNA, 303 nt
Organism: Dicrocoelium dendriticum
Lineage: Eukaryota; Metazoa; Platyhelminthes; Trematoda; Plagiorchiida; Dicrocoeliidae
Source: the annotation of a GenBank genome assembly
AUGGAGGCCUUUGUGAAGGAACGUGAUUUCCUGAAAUGUGUACUGGAUCUGUGUGAUCCAACUGGACAUAUUUCAAUCCAUUCUGGGAUCGUAUGCAGCAGCUCUUCGGAUAAUGCUUUACCGAUGGAAGAGAUGAAACUACAACUCUCCGUCAUGGACAGGACUCUAAACUACCUAUCCCAAGUGACCCUACCGCUACUCCCCUACACAAUACGUGGUAACAGGCAUCCAAACUUAACGGUGAACUUUAAUCAGUCCGUGCGGCGUUGCAGGCAGAUAGAGACGAUGAGUUACCUUGGGUAG